AUGCCGGGCUUUGCAAUCCCCUGUGUCCGGUCACCAACCAAGACAGAUGGGUUUUGCUGCACUUUGAGAGCCAGCAUUUUAAAGCAAACACUUCUGGAACGAGACGCCAGACGAGGUGGUGGUGAAGGAGAAUCCAAGGCUGCCCAAGAUAAAAGUUGCUCUCUAGAAAAACUAGAGCGAGUCAAAAAGCCGCGGAGGGAAGUUUUGUAUCGGAGUAGUUCAGAAGCGGACAACAGCAGAAGAGGGAGCCCGAGCGGGGCUCUGCUCCGCCGCUGCGGCGCUACCUACGGCUCAGGCUUUCCUGUCCUCCGGGUGCUAGUGAAAUUCUCGUCCUUCUGCAGAUGCUGUGGGAGGCUUCCUGAAGCAUUUUGCCCGGCCUUGGAGGAGAAUGAGAGUGUCCGUGACAGAAGGUGCGGCGACACCCGUCCACUGUACAGGGAUCUCUCCAGGCUGGUGACCUGGGCACACAGUCAUGGCACCAUAUGCGACCAAAUCCCUGCCUUGGAGACGGUGCAGAACAUGGGUCAUCCUAGCAAGGACAAUUCUGUCCUGUGGAUGUGUGUGCUUGGACACGCGUAUUGCUGGCAGUGUGAAGAAAUAUACGUCAGAAGCAGAGAAGAGAGUGAGGCUGUAGGAAAGAGAAAGAGGUUGGUAUCUUCCGAGGCUUCAUCAGGCGAAGCUAAUUUAGAUGAAAAGAGGUUCAGGAUGACCCCAUCUCUUGGGAGGGCUAAAGCAGAUGCUUUUAGCAGAGGGUCAUGCAGCAGUUCUCCAGGGGUCACUCAGCAGAGAGGCGACACAAUCUGCAUAAUAGAUAAUGAACCACCACUCGGACUAAACCGAAAAAAUAGCAAAUCCAUGAAGUCGGGCUUUGCAGCAGAGCAGCAUUGGUCAUUAUCUGGUGAUGAAGUCACAACUGACAGACACAAGGUGAAGAUAGAAAGUGACAGAGACCUACAAAUCCUCUCUGAUGAAGGACAGCGUGUAUCAGAUGAAGACGACCAAGGAGCCAGAAUCAGCCAGAGUAUUCUGUCAGAGGCACAAAAUAAAAGUGAAACCGCUCAGGCGGACUUGCAAAUGUAUCACAGUCAGCAGACAGCAUUUCCCAAGCCAGCAGCUGCCCAAACCACCUUUGCCCCCCCAGGAAAGCUGCCCCUGCCUCUCGCCUGCGCUCUGCAACCCCCCGCCAGCCCACAGGAGCUCCUGCACAGCAGCUUCCUGGGGCUGGGGCCUCCCAACCCUGCAGGGUCCAUGCCUGAACCUUCUGACACCAGAAGUUCCUCUGGGUCACCAAUACCCAAAGAACAUUUCAAACCUUCUCCUGUCUCCAACAUUGAAGUAAAGGCCCAACCCGAGUCACCCUCCUCCAUGACAUUCUUUGAGCUAGAAGCCACCAUAAGCCUCCAGCACCAGCUCCCGCAGAGCCCCUCUGAGCGCCGCACGCCAGAAACAGGCUUCAGCGGGAGCGUCACUGAAGACUCCGUUAAGAAGGGUGAAGCGUCAGGAUCCGGGCAGGCACCUCCCCCUGCGGCCUCCCUGAGCCCAGAGCGUCCACCCGCAUCCUCACACAAAAAUGUGUUGAAGAAGGGAGAGAAAAAGAGAAACCAUAACACUGGCGAUAUAAAAGUUUUCAAAGACUGGUUGGUUUUACAUUGCCCUUCUGAAAUACGUGAGAUCCACGAGCUGCCACCCCAAGACCUCGAUAGUUACCUGGCCUUGUUCUACGGUUGUGCAAAGAGACAGAACGGCGCAGAUUUUUCUGCCAGUUCUUUGCACUUCCUUCAGAAAAACAUAGAGAGAUACCUGACGGAUCACAACUACGGAUACAGCGUGGUUAAGGGGUUGGAAUUCAGAGCGUCCCAGGAAGCCUUCAAAGUAAAGUAUCAGCACCUGUCUCAGCAGCUGAAGGCGGGCAAGUGGAGUGUUGUGGAGAACCUGACAGAUGAAGAUGUGGAAGGUCUCCGUAAGAAGGGACUUGUAAGUAGGAUGCACCCCCAGGGCUUUUUGCACCUCAUGUUCACGACCAUCAUUAGGGGCUUUGGGGCAAGUACGCACAGUCAGGGCAAUGCUCUGUACUGGGGACAGCUGGUGCUGAGGAAGCCGGAGGGCGAGCUGGAGUACCUGGUCUGGAAGGAUGGUCUGAGCACGGAGGCAGAGCCGGGGGAGGCGGGUCUGCGUCUCUUUGCCAAGCCCGACGACCCGGGCACCUGCCCGGUCACAGAUUACAAGGAGUACGCCCGGCGGCGGCCGCCCGACAUGCUGCAUGACUGUGACCCCCUGUACCUGGCUCCCAAGGCCCUGUGCUCCAUGUGGGACCAGGUCUGGUACAGCAGGAAGUCCCUGGCAAAAGCCAGAAUAGAAAAGAUCUUGAGGGUUAUUGUCCAGCAAGUCAAGGAAUCUGUAAAGAAGUCCAAGAAAUAGAGGCGCCCGUUUGGUUCUCCUGCACCACUUUUUGU
Molecule: messenger RNA, 2453 nt
Organism: Athene cunicularia (burrowing owl)
Lineage: Eukaryota; Metazoa; Chordata; Aves; Strigiformes; Strigidae
Exons: 5
Coding region: 1-2418 (805 amino acids)
Source: RefSeq, a predicted model, not a curated record